GUUUCUACAGGUGCCAGGAGAGUCCUACCAGUAUCAGGCGGAUGUGGAAGGGGAAGCAGGUAGAUUCCAGAGAAAGUUACUAAAGAAAACUCCACAUUUUGGGUUUUCUAAUGAAGGCAAAGAACGUUCUCAGACUGGAACAAGCAGGGAAAUGAAAGGAUGUUUUUGUUGCAGUUGCCCUUGAAGAAGGUCACCAGUAUGAGAAAGGAGAGACUCCAAGACAAAAACAAAGCCCAAAAGGAAAAAAAGCGAAGAGCCGUUUGACCUUUGAACGGCUCAGUUUGAGACUUUCUUCAGGCCUCCACACAGGAACUGGUUUGGCAGGAACACAUGAGGACUCAUCCCGCCUGCAGUCAGAUAUAUUUGCUUGUGCAUAUUGACUUGCUUUUCUUACUUUAAAAAAAGAAAAGCCCCCAACCCACGUCACACAGCAUCAGCAUAAGGGGCCAGGAUGCAGACCCCGGGACCCGAGCACGACGAUUCCUUCGACUACCUGUUCAAGAUCAUCCUGAUCGGAGACUCCAACGUGGGGAAGACCUGCGUGGUGCAGAACUUCAGGUCGGGGGUGUUCUCGGAGAAGCAGCAGAACACCAUCGGAGUGGAUUUCACCGUUCGCACUUUGGAUAUAGAAGGAAGAAAGUGAAGGUGAAUGCAAGUGUGGGACACAGCAGGACAGGAGAGGUUCCGAACCAUCACCCAAAGUUACUACCGCAGUGCUCACGGCGCCAUGAUCACCUACGACAUCACUAAGGCCUCCACCUUUGAAUCUGUGACGGACUGGAUCCAGGAAGUGGAACUCUACGGGGCGACCAACGUGGUCUUGGUUCUUAUUGGUAACAAAUGUGACUUGGAGGAGGAGCGGGAGGUUCAGUUUGAGGAGGCCUGCAGUCUGGCAAAAGAGCGAGGCAUACUGGCUGCCCUGGAAACAUCUGCAAAGGAUGGUCAGAACGUGGAUGAGGCCUUCAUGAUGAUGGCCAAGGAGCUCCUGUCUCGUAACGGCCUUCAGGUGCAGCAGGGAGAGCUGCAGAGCUACGGCAGGCCCGGAGUUCUUCUCAGGACUAACUCCCGUCCGGUUAACGGCACCGCGGGCAUGUCCUCGGCUCCUGCAGACAAGAAGUCCUGCUGUUGACCAGGUUUUGGAGCAAAGUGUCAGGAUGCACCAAGGUGGAAUGAGCAGAGAACUUUAAAACUCUGCAGUCUCCUUUUUGAGGAGGAUUGUGUUUGUGCCAGUGUUUGACUCGGAGACCUCUCUCUCACCUGAGAACCAGUGACAGCGGAAACCGAUCAUUGGAAAAUGUGUGAUUGAUUGAUUGAUUGAUUGAUUGAUACUUGUAUUAGUAGAUUGCACAGUUCAGUACAUAUUCCGUACAAUUGACCACUAAAUGGUAACACCCCAAUAAGUUUUUCAACUUGUUUAAGUCGCGGUCCACGUUAAUCAAUUCGUGAUGACAUCAUAGAUGUAGAUUUCAGUCAGAUCCGUUGCUCAUUGAUCAAAAGCGAAUAUUCUGCUUCAAUUCUUAAGCAAUAUCUAGUUCAGGGGUCGGGAACCUUUUUGGCUGAGAGAGCCAUGAAAGCCAAAUAUUUAAAUUUCCGUGAGAGCCAUAUCAUAUUUUUUUAACACUGAAUACAACUAAAUGCAUGAAUUUUUUAAAGAAAAAACAACAUUUUUAGAGUAUAAUAAGUCUCUAAUUAUUUUUAAUAACAUUGCUAUUUAUUGAACAGGUGCGUUAGAAAACGGAUGGAUGUUUUAUAUUUUGAACGUUAUUUUUAACAUUGUGAUUACCAGCGGAAUUAUUCAUUACUUAUCGUGUUAAGCAAUGUCAGCUAAGAUUUAUCUGAGAGCCAGAUGCAGUCAUCAAAAGAGCCACAUCUGGCUCUAGAGCCAUAGGUUCCCUACCCCUGAUCUAAUUGUUGACUGAGCAUUUCAUGGAAGCUGCUUUCAUACCAAUCAGGGCACUCACCUGUUCCCAAUUAUCCUGUUCACCUGUGGGAUGCUCCAAAUAAGUGCUUGAUGAGCAUUCCUCGACUUUCUCAGUCUUUCUUGCCACUUGUGCCAGCUUUUUUGAAACGUGUUGAAGGCUUCAAAUUCCAAAUGAGCUAAUAUUUGCAAAAAAAAAGUUAAUAAACGUUAAAGGCCUACUGAAAGCCACUACUAGUGACCACACAGUCUGAUAGUUUAUAUAUCAAUGAUGAAAUAUUAACAUUGCAACACAUGCCAAUACGGCCGCUUUAGUUUACUAAAUUCCAAUUUUAAAUUUCCCGGGAGUUUUUUCUGGAAAACAUCGCGUAAUGAUGACGUGUACGCGUGACGUCACGGGCUGUUAUGAAUAUGAGCGCUGCACACACACACAGCUAAAAGUCGUCUGCUUUAACGACAUAAUUACACAGUAUUCUGGACAUCUGUGUUGCUGAAUCUUUUGCAAUUUGUUCAAUUAAUAUUGGAGAAGUCAAAGUAGAAAGACGGAGUUGGGAAGCUUUAGCCUUUAGCCACACAAACACACGGUGAUUCCUUGUUUAAAAUUCACGGAGGUGAAACUUUACUAUGGAUCACAGUGAACAUGGAUCCCGACCGAAUGUCAACCAACAGGUUUCGGUGAGAAAAUUGUGGUUAAAAAGUUGCUUCUUACCGGAUAUCAGCUGAGCUUGUGCCGUCCAUAAAGCUGCCGUCGACUUCCCUGAGACACUGCGGGUCAACACCCGGCCGUGGACGUACACUUCUGACUAUCAGGUACUGUUAAACUCACUAAAACACUAGCAACACAAUAGAAAGAUAAGGGAUUUCCCAGAAUUAUCCUAGUAAAGGUGUAUAAAAACAUAUGAAUCCGUCUCAAUGCAAUCGCAUUUUUUUUUUUAAAUCUUUUUCUUUUUAUAAUUUUUUUUCUAGUCCGUCGCUAUCAAUAUCCUCAAACAUGAAUCUUUCAUCCUCAUUCAAAUUAAUGGGGAAAUUGUCGUUUUCUCGGUCCGGAUAGCUGUUUUUGUUGGAGGUUCCAGUUGAAAUCAAUGUGAAUAUGUGAGGAGCCAUCAACAUGUGACGUCAUCGUCUGCGACUUCCGGUAGAGGCAGGGCUUUUCUCCAGUUGCCAACUUUAUCCUGGAUGUUCUCUACUAAAUCCUUUCAGCAAAAAUAUGGCGAAAUGAUGAAGUAUGACACAUAGAAUGGACCUGCUAUCCCCGUUUAAAUAAGAACAUCUCAUUUCAGUAGGCCUUUAAAGGCCUACUGAAAGCCACUACUAGCGACCACGCAGUCUGAUAGUUUAUAUAUCAAUGAUGAAAUAUUAACAUUGCAACACAUGCCAAUACGGCCGCUUUAGUUUACUAAAUUGCAAUUUUAAAUUUUGCGCAAGGUAUCCUGUUGAAAACGUCGCGGUAUGAUGACGCGUGCGCGUGAAGUCACAGAUUAUAGCGGACAUUUUUUUUCAGCCCGAUCCCAGCUAUAAGUCGUCUGCUUUAAUCACAUAAUUACACAGUAUUCUGGACAUCUUUGUUGCUGAAUCUUUUGCAAUUUGUUCAAUUAAUAAUGGAGACGUCAAAGAAGAAAGAUGUAGGUGGGAAGCGGUGUAUUGCAGCCGCCUUUAGCAACACAAACACAGCCGGUGUUUCCUUCUUUACAUUCCCGAAGGUGAAGCUUUACUAUGGAACAGAGCGGUCAAGCGAACAUGGUUCCCUACCACAUGUCAAACGGCAGGUUUCGGUGAGAAAAUUGUGGUAAUAAGUCGGCUCUUACCGUAGACAUGAGCGGAGCUUGCGUCGUUCCCCGUGCACCUGUCAAAGAGGCAGCUGCGGACUCUCUUGCCUCCUCCGACCGGCCGCCGCCGAAGGUGGGAUGCUUCCACCGUGGAGGAGGGGAGAAAAAAGCUCAGCCCAGCCCCAACGGCUGCCUUCUCUUCGCCUCGUCGAGAAAUGUGGUUUCCCUUAGAGACACUGGCGGUCACACCCCUCCUACUUUCAGGUACGACCAUAUAAUCUAACUAAAACACUAGUAGCACAAUAAGCAGAUAAGGGAUUUUCCAGAAUUAUCCUAGUAAAUGUGUAUAAUAACAUCUGAAUUGCUCCCACUGCUCUGUCUUUUUUUUUCUUCUAGUCCUUCACUCUCACUAUCCUCAUCACAAUGUCUGCUACUUCCGGUACAGGCAAGGCUUUUUUUUUAUUAGCGACCAAAAGUUGCCAACUUUAUCGUCGAUGUUCUCUACUAAAUCCUUUCAGCAAAAAUAUGGCAAUAUCGCGAAAUGAUGAAGUAUGACACAUAGAAUGGACCUGCUAUCCCCGUUUAAAUAAGAACAUCUCAUUUCAGUAGGCCUUUAAGUAUCUUGUCUUUACAGUGUAUUCAAUUAAAUAUAGGUUGAAAAAGAUUUGCAAAUCAUUUUAUUCUGUUUUUGUUUACCAUUUACACAACGUGCCAAUUUCACAGGAUUUGGGUUUUGUAGACGGUAUCUCAACUUUGCAAGAUUAAAGAAAUGUUAAAAUGUUAUGAUGCAUCACAACUUUUGCUAUUUCCUUCAAUAUUUCAUGAGACAAAGACUACUUCAGGAUUAAUGAUGACCCAGAACCUUAUAUUUUUGAGCCCGAGUAUACAGAGGAUGAAAUACUAAAAUAAAUGUUAAAAUGUUACGAUGCAUCACAACUUUCACAAUUUCCUUCAACAACACUACUAAUCAUGGCAGAUUUCAUGAGAGACAACAAAAACUACUUCAGGACAAAUGAUCUAGAACAGUGGUCUCCAACCUUUUUGUAGCUGCGGACCGGUCAACGCUUGAAAAUCUGUCCCGCGAGUGGAGAUUCUUUUUUUUUUUCUUUGUCAUGAAAAAGGGAGGUUUUUGUCAUGAAAAAGGGAGUUUUUUGGGUUGGUGCACUAAUUGUAAGUGUAUCUUGUGUUUUUUAUGUUGAUUUAAUAAAAAAUAUUAAAAAUACAAA
Nerophis ophidion (straightnose pipefish) is the source of this 4910-nucleotide messenger RNA. Its product is annotated as ras-related protein Rab-19-like. The record is from RefSeq and is a predicted model, not a curated record. Lineage: Eukaryota; Metazoa; Chordata; Actinopteri; Syngnathiformes; Syngnathidae. Gene Ontology annotation, cellular component: trans-Golgi network. The transcript is spliced from 4 exons. Gene Ontology annotation, molecular function: GTPase activity; GTP binding.